Molecule: messenger RNA, 614 nt
Organism: Ectocarpus sp. CCAP 1310/34
Lineage: Eukaryota; Phaeophyceae; Ectocarpales; Ectocarpaceae
Source: the annotation of a GenBank genome assembly
GUUCCAGGCUUACGCCGGGUUCGACAUGACUGGUUACCUUGAAUGGGGCGCGGAUGGGGUAUGCGACAGCUGGGAUGAAACAACCUACAUCGGGGACCGGUUCGAGCCGCGAUGCAGACUGUGGUACCAAGACGCCACCGAGACCGGCAACACCGGGGUCAUCUUCACCAACCCUUACGUAGACGCCGACUCGGAGAAGCUCGCUAUGUCUGCCGCCGCGCCGGUCUUCAACUUGGCCGGCACCGUGGCGGCAGUGGUUGGGUUGGACGUUGACGCCGGAGACAUCGAGGGCUCCAUCAAGGACCUCACGGUCACCGACGACGACGGUUAUGCCUACCUGCUGGCCCCGGGCGGGGACGGGCAGGUGGCCGUUUACAGGGACUUGUCGGACUACGGCGGCGUGAACUCUAUCCUGGACUUGGAGUUCGGAGACGGCGUUGACGAAAACGGGGAGGAGAAAUCAAAAGUUUCUUGGUCUUGUCACCGAGAUCUCCGUCGCCUGCUCGGGCUCCGCUGAGUACUCGAGGGACGGGAUUACGUGGAUCCUGGCCUGGAAGCACGAGACCGUGAGCGGCGCCGGCGCGUCUACUGCCAGGGACAACGGCGGUGACGGU